AUGGACGAUGGCGACCAUGUGUUUUAUGAUGCCGAUGACAUGAUGAAUGGUGUGGAAUUUGAGAUGCGUGGCGAAGACGAAGAGCAAGUGGAUAUUGUGUACGAUGACGACGACGAUGAUGAUGACUAUGACGAUGGAAGGAUUGUGGAUGCAGUAGACGAUUCACCCGUCAACACCGUGGUGCCCUCGCAGCGUUCAAUUGUGUAUCGCACAGAGCUUCCCGCACCAGUAACAGGGGAAGAGUUGUCCCUCUUCUCUAUACUAAAGAAAAAUGUGGGCAAGGAUUUGUCCACCAUUUCAUUCCCUGUGACAUUCAACUGUCCACUAUCCCUGCUACAGGCUGCGGCGGAAGAAUACGAAUAUGCACCCAACCUGCUAGAACGUGCCGCGCAGUCUUCGGAUAGCGUAGAGCGUAUGUUGCUGGUCGGUGCAUUUUCUGUGAGCGGCUAUGCUUCCACGGCGCAUCGCACAACGCGCAAGCCCUUUAAUCCUCUUCUUGGAGAAACGUUUGAGUGUGUGCGAGCGGAUCGAGACAUGCAUUUUAUUGCCGAAAAAGUUGUCCACCGCCCACCGGUGGUGGCUUCGUACUGUUUCGGCAAAGGCUGGAAGGUCUCUUCCGCCAUUUCGGUGAAGAACAAGUUCUGGGGCAAGUCGCUGGAGUUCAUCGCUGAAGGCGCCCAAAUUGUGGAGCUUGAUUCAGGGGACAAAUACAGCAUUUCCAAGCCGAGCUCGUUCAUGCGGAAUUUGCUAGCUGGAAAUAAAUAUCUUGAGCACGUUGGUGAAAUGGUAAUUACGAAUUUGCGCACCGAUGAGCGCCUCGUCAUUCAGUUCAAGGAGGGCACCUUGUUCGGUGGACCCGCCAACCGGAACCAUAUUGAAGGUACGAUGUAUGACCGGAAUAAUGGUGUUAUGGGUACCAUUAAGGGCAAAUGGGAUGAGCAGGUGGCGCGUGUGAUGGGCAAAGACCACCUGCAGGUGCUAUGGGAAGUGGAUCCCUUGCCCCCGAACCCCGCUCGCUACUAUGGCUUCACGCGAUUCGCCAUCUCUCUUAAUGAGAUCACUGAGGAUAUUAAGGAUGUUUUACCACCCACCGACACUCGUCUACGCCCUGACCAACGGGCCCUUGAACAGGGUGAUGCUGACCGAGCUGAGGAGCUAAAAUUGGUUUUGGAGAAUGAACAACGUGAGCGCCGCAAGCAGCUGGAAGAGUCGGGGCAGGAGUAUGAGCCUCAGUGGUUCCAUCCAGGCUCAGACGGUCUUGAUUGGGUGUAUGGAUCAUCGGAUGGACGGGAAUACUUCCGAGAGCGCACGAGCGUGGAAAGGGGACAUGCCACUUGGAACGUGAGAGGGGCGAGCAUUUUCCAACACUAA
This is a messenger RNA of Malassezia sympodialis ATCC 42132, 1371 nucleotides long. RefSeq names its product oxysterol-binding protein related protein OSH3 (gene OSH3). Gene Ontology annotation, biological process: piecemeal microautophagy of the nucleus; exocytosis; endocytosis. Gene Ontology annotation, cellular component: cortical endoplasmic reticulum; cytosol; plasma membrane. The record is from RefSeq and is a predicted model, not a curated record. Gene Ontology annotation, molecular function: sterol binding. Lineage: Eukaryota; Fungi; Basidiomycota; Malasseziomycetes; Malasseziales; Malasseziaceae.